AUGAAAGUUAGACACAACUUCGAUCAGUGCUGUGAGGAUCCACUGGCAUUGGAGGAAAGAGAUGAAAUCCAGCGACAAAAGGCACAACGGUACGGUUCCGUCUUUGUCGGUUUGAUGAUCCUUGAAAGGUGGUUGGAACUGGGGGAUCGCCCUGAUCAGGAAGUUCUGGCGCCCAUGUUCACCGUCUUUGGUCAGGAUUGUCUGAGGGAGAAACUAAGGCAACUCUGCGAGAAUCCCGUGGACGACCUCAAUGGAAUCAAAAGUUUGGUCCAUUUUACUCGUCGCCUCUUGUGGGAGUCAGCCGUGGAUCCAAGUUCGGACGAUCACUUGAUUGUAGGACGUUCCAAGAUUCCUCGGGCCCAGCAAGGCCUGUUUGCUGCGCGGCAUCUCCCCGCGAAUCGCAUCAUUUGCUACUACAGUGGAGACAUUCACAGUACACAGUCGUCACAAUCCAAAUCUAUGCUCUCGGAUGCCUCCUACUUGUUGCGAAUAGGCACUGUUUCACGCCAACCCUGGUGGUAUAAUGUUCUCGGCGGCAAUGACAACAGCGUGGAUUCCCAGGAUUCUCGGGCUAUAGCAGCUUUGUGCUCGAGAGACAAGUGGGAUGAAAUUGUGGGCGAGGCAACUGCAACACCCGAGUUGUAUGUCGACCCCACCAACCCAACGAUCAAAGCACGGUAUAUCAAUGAUUGUUUAAAGGAUGAUUUCUAUAAUGUGACAUUUGUCCUGGAGCCGAACAACGAGCGGGCUGCCGUGGUGACACUGAGAGACAUUCAAGCUGGGGAAGAGCUCUACGUGUCCUAUGGACGCGCUUACUGGGACUCCAUGGAGGCUACCACUGGCAUGGUCCCGCAAAGACUCGGAGCAUCGUCCAAUGACAAUAAUACGCAACAAACCAGUCCAUCAAUCGAAGAAUGA
Seminavis robusta is the source of this 918-nucleotide messenger RNA. NCBI's taxonomy places the organism in Eukaryota, Bacillariophyta, Bacillariophyceae, Naviculales, Naviculaceae. The record is from the annotation of a GenBank genome assembly.